Messenger RNA from Eleginops maclovinus (Patagonian blennie), 1096 nucleotides. RefSeq names its product SPRY domain containing 4 (gene spryd4). Lineage: Eukaryota; Metazoa; Chordata; Actinopteri; Perciformes; Eleginopidae. The coding region runs from base 78 to 746 and encodes 222 amino acids. Gene Ontology annotation, molecular function: protein binding; ubiquitin protein ligase activity. The transcript is spliced from 2 exons. Gene Ontology annotation, biological process: protein ubiquitination. The record is from RefSeq and is a predicted model, not a curated record. Gene Ontology annotation, cellular component: cytoplasm.
CAUGCUGACACAUAUUGAUAACCACAAAGAACCAAAACAUGUGAGCAGCAGCAGCAGCAGCAGCAGCAGAGAAAAACAUGGCGAUGCCCCUUAAAGCAGCCCGUCUCUGUCGCUUGGCAGGACGUUCUGUCACCGCUCUCUCAGCAUCACACAAUGUCAGCUUGCCAGAGAGGAGAUGCUACGUCUCCACCUCGACGGGGAAUAAUAUACAGUUCAGGCUUAAUGAGCUAACGGCUCACAGCAGUCUGGACCUCUUCAAGAAAGACACUGGCAUCAUCUAUCGCAUGCUGGGUCUGGACCCCAGCCGCGUGCCAGACAACCCAGAGCGUUUCCAAGACUGGGCCGUCGUGUUUGGUGAUGAGAAGGUCAGCAGUGGACGACACUACUUUGAGGUGACGGUCAAAAAGUCUCAAGAGUUUCGUGUGGGUGUUGCUGAGGCACAGAUGUCCAGAGAAGAUUGUGUGGGAACGAACAGCUCCUCCUGGGUGUUCGGCUAUGCCCAGCGCAAGUGGUUUGCUAUGACCAACAAUAAGGUAGUUCCUGUGACGCUAGUGGGCAAGCCAGACCGAAUUGGCAUCCUGCUAGACUACGAAGCUGGCGUUCUGGGGCUGGUAGACGUUAAACAACCCACAGUCAUUCACACUAUCAGAGCCCAGUUCAAGGCUCCACUCUGCCCUGCGUUUGGACUCUGGGACGGGGAGCUGCUCACACACUCUGGUCUGGAGGAGCCUGAAGGCCUGAAGUGAAGCACUUUGAACUGUUAUGGCUGUGGGAAAUCCUCAGAUCAUUUCAUGCUUAAAUGCAGAUGCUGGUUAAUUUUCGACGGUCAAGUUGGUCUAUUACAAUGACUCUUUUCAAAGCAGGUUCAUACUUUGUGUAUGCCAUCCAGCCUCAGGCAACCAUAUCACAGAAGCUAUUUUGUAUGUACCUCAUGUAUUACCUCACAUACUAUUUGAUGUGAACAUAGUGUGUUUUUGAGAAAGGCAAUUCUUUUUGUUGUUGUUUUUUUUACUCUGUAUUACUGUCACAGUUACAAAGCUGAAGUCACCCCGAAACCCUUUUCAGUCUCAUGUUCAAUAAAAAAACUUAACUGAAA